AUGUUCCGAGCUAUUGCGGCGACGCAACAUGAGCAAGGUUUAGAGUUUGACGAUGAGUUUCUGUUGGAUGACCACUUCGAGGGCCAUGCUGGAAGCCUUGGAUCUUCUGUGAAGAGAACAAUUUGCAAGUUCUGGGAGGAUGGGGCAUGCAAGAAUGGAGCGACCUGCACAUGGGCUCAUGGCGCAGAGGAACUCGGCAUGCCGUUGUCGCCUCGGCCUGAAGCUAUGGGUCCCAAUGCAAAGAAAACACUUUGCAAGUUCUGGCUGCAGGGAACCUGCACGAAGGGCUCCUCCUGCACCUUCGCGCACGGAGACCAGGAGCUCGUAGGGAGUGCAACCAGCACAGCCCCUGUGUCUUCUCUGUGGCAAGGCCUGAUGCAGAGGAGGAGCGCAGCAGUUUCGACGGCUCCUCCACAGGGCUCGUGGCGAGCUCCGUCAGCAGGCGUCAGCUCCAAGCGCACCAUCUGCAAAUUCUGGGAGCAGGGUCUCUGCACGAAGGGGGACAGCUGCACCUUCGCUCACGGGGAGGAGGAGAUCGGGGCACCGUUGGUUGCGGUUGAGAACAUUCAGCCCACUGAGCCCAUCCGGCCGGUCAAAGUCACAGGCCCAGCUGUUCCUUUCGGCGGUCCCGAUGCAGUUGUUGCAGGUGGGAACACCAAGCGGACCAUCUGCAGAUUCUGGGAGCAGGAGGAGCUCGGAGCACCUGUGCUCGAUCGGGCCACGACACGUCGAGGCGAUGGCUUUGCUAUCAAGGGCAACGGUCGAGGUCGAGAGGAACCUCCACGGCACAGUUUGAGCCACUUCGGUGUGAGCAAGGUCUUCACCGGUGCCUUUCAGGCGCUUCCUUCAGCCGUGGAAUUGAACCGGGGACAGACUGGGACUGUCCCAAGCUGGAACGGCGGUAAGGGAGUUGCAGAGCAGCCCUUGAAAAAGACGAUUUGCAAGUUUUGGCUGGAGGGCCAGUGCUCUCGCGGUGAGACUUGCACAUGGGCACACGGUGAAGAGGAGCGCAUUUUGGCUGAGCGCUGCUUCUUUGCGGUGGACCAUUGGUUGUGUGGGUUUCAUGACGAGCCAUGGAUCAGACGGCUCAGAGUGAUGCCGAUUCAGCGCGUUCUGCGAGGCGUGGCCAGGUGGGGGCCGAAGAGGGAGCUGGUGCGGCGCAGUGCCCGCUCACAGGGCGCGUUUCCCGAGGCGCGUCUGCGGCACUUGCGACGCCUCACGCGGAAGAAGCCUCGUCACAAGCGGGCCUUUCUAGAGUUGGCGGAGCUGCUGCAACGUCGGCUUCGACGUACCCAGUGCGACGCGUGGCGCGGCGAAGCUGCCGCUGCUUGCAAGAGACACCUGGAGAUUGCGGAAGAGCGGCGUUUGCGAACACCAGGGCUCACGGAGAGAAGCCUCCGCAUCGACCUGGCCAAGCAUCUGCUUGCCGUCAUACAGCGAAGAACACCCGCCGAAAUCGCGCCAUCCUAUGUCGUAAGCCUCUUUGACCACUAUGCCAGCAGCUUUGAUGCGAGCUUGGAGUCACUGGGCUACCAAGUGCCGCAGCUGGUCGUGCAGGCAAUUCGAUGGAGCCAGGAGGGUCGUGAGCCCUGCCGCCUGCGGCGCAUGCUUGAUCUUGGGGCAGGCACUGGCUUGCUCGGCGAGCAGCUGCGGGACUUAGCGCCUGGAGCACACCUCGUGGCGGUAGACCUGUCAGCCCAGAUGCUGCAGAAGGCGCAGGCAAAAGGAUGCUAUGACGAGCUGCACUGCUCGGAGAUGAUUCGCUAUUUGACGGCCUACGAAGGCUCCGGGGCAUCUUUCGACCUGAUUGCUGCUGCAGACGUCUUCGGCUACGUUACCGACCUCUCCGCGGUCUUCCGCCUCGUUCUGCAGAAUCUCAGCCCAGAAAGAGGCCUCUUCGUAUUCUCAACGGAGGAGCCGGAAGAUGAGUGUUCCGGCUACCAGCUGCAGGGGUCGGGCCGUAUCGCCCACAGCCACGCAUACAUCUUGUCGCUGGCACGACAGCGCAACUUCCAGGUUGUCCGGGACGUGAGAUGCGAGCUUCGCAACGAGAGCGGUGACCCAGUGAAUGGGCGUGUGUUUUCGCUGAUCGCGCCAGGUUUGCCGGAAAAUCAGAUCUUGCACCUGCCAAACUCAGACCGCAUGGAAACGCUGCCGGCGCACAGCCCUCCAGCUUCAAAAGGAGGCACGAAGGUACUUCCACCGUGGAAGGGCGGAGCGCUGGUGAUGCCCGAGGUUGUCAACGUACGUAGAAGCAUCUGCAAGUUCUGGGAGCAAGGCAAGUGCAGCCAGGAGGCUGGCCAGUGCACCUGGGCCCAUGGCGAGUGGGAAAUUGGAACUGUGCCAGGCCUUAGAGACGGGCCGAAGCUGAGAGGCUCCGGCGAACAGGCCACCGCUUGCCCGGCCAAGCGCCCACGCCUGGCCUUGGCACCUGACGUCUGCCACCUUCCGCUGGCGGCUUCGUGUGGAACAAAAAGUCUUCGGCAACAUGACCUCUCUUUUCGGACCGGGUCGGUGGAGAACGUCUAUAUGAUCGAUCUUAUAUGGCCCUAG
This is a messenger RNA of Symbiodinium sp. CCMP2592, 2553 nucleotides long. The record is from the annotation of a GenBank genome assembly. NCBI's taxonomy places the organism in Eukaryota, Dinophyceae, Suessiales, Symbiodiniaceae.